AUGGCCUCAUAUGUGGCACUCGUGAUCGGCUCAACUGGCGCUGUGGGCCGCGAUCUUGUCGCAGAUCUCGUAGCUUCUGCUAAGUGCGCAAAAGUUAUUGCAUUGGCGCGUCAUGACGUGCCAUUUUUGGAGUGGAAAUCGACAUUUCCGUCUCUGGACGCCGAGGCGGCAAAAAGCAAGUUGGAGGUGCGCAAGGUCGACUUUGACAACCUUUCAGAAUCAGAUAUUGGUAUUGCAGACAAAAUUGGUGCUGCCUUUUCAUGCCUGGGUACUACCCGCAAAAAUGCAGGCUCGGCAGAGGCGUUUCGAAAAGUUGAUUUGGACUACGUGGUCAAGUUUGCUGAGUUAUGCAAAGCCGCAAAUGUCCCGUAUUUCGGGCUUGUAACCUCGCAAGGUGCUAACAAGGACAGUUGGUUCCUGUAUCCUCAAACAAAAGGAGAAGUGGAGGACAAGGUGCUACAAAUGAAAUUCCAACGCACUUCCAUCUUUCGUCCGGGAAUGUUGCAACGUGGAGAUUUGAUACGCGGGACAGAAAAAUGGUUUGGCUGGUUAGUUCCAGGGGCUCACCAGAUUAAGGUGAAAGCUGUGGCGAAGGGCAUGGUAUUUGAUUACGAAAGCGACUUGGAAGGGAUCAAGGAGUGGAGUCAUGCAGAUCUGAAAAAAUUUGAGUGA
Plasmopara halstedii is the source of this 672-nucleotide messenger RNA. Its product is annotated as oxidoreductase htatip2-like protein. The coding region runs from base 1 to 672 and encodes 223 amino acids. Gene Ontology annotation, cellular component: cytoplasm. Gene Ontology annotation, biological process: import into nucleus. NCBI's taxonomy places the organism in Eukaryota, Oomycota, Peronosporomycetes, Peronosporales, Peronosporaceae. The record is from RefSeq and is a predicted model, not a curated record. The transcript has 3 exons.